CAUGAGUCUAAAGGAGUGACUGAGGACUACCUGCGUCUGGAAGCUUUGGUUCAGAAGGUGGUGUCUCCCUWCCUGGGAACCCACGGCCUCUACUCCAACGACGGAUCCUCAAUGCAAUACUCCUCCUGCGUACUGGAAAAGCGUCUGCAGCGGCGGUGGCCCAAGUCAGGCGACGCCCCCGCAAAGAACCUGGUGAUGCGCUCCAAGUCCUACAACGUGCCCAUGUUGACGCCUGUGGUGGAGUACGAUACCGAGACAGGCUCCGUGAGCAGCAUGGGCGUCCGCCGCCAUUCCGUCUGCGAGAUGACUUCCUGUCUGGAAGAAGGCGCCAUCAACGACAUCAGCACCAUUUCUUCCCUGGCCUCCGCGGCCCAGUCAGGCCUCUCCUCCCUGGCCUCCGCGGCCCAGUCAGGCCUCUCCUCCCUGGAGCAGGAGCUCAGCCUGACAGGGGUUGUUUGUGGUGGAGGUGGUGGAAGUCUGGAUCUCUGUGGGUCUGUGGGGUCUGAGUCUUUGGAGUCCCACCUCCAGCCCUCCCUCUUUCAGGACUCCCACUCCCCAGGACCCUUCCUCCAAGGCGGGGGGGAGUCGACAGUGUCCCCCUCUGUUCUGUGUCAGGUCCACUCUGGUUCGGAGACGGGGUCGAUCCCCAGCUGUUCCUCCAGCCCGGASACAGUGGUAGAUCAGAUACUGGACUCUAUGGACUCUGACCCUGAUGGCAUCUUCAUAGACUUCUCCCACCACAGCUGCUCAGACUCUUCAUCCUCUGGUUACAGRAGGGAGAGUGGUAGACAGAGUGUGGUGUAAUUUGGGGUUUCUGGUAAUUUUUCCCUAAUCCCAGUUGGAUGAUCUUAGAUUGCCUGUUUAUUCACUACUGAUUUCUGGAAAAUCUGUGACUAGUGAGAAAGUGUCUGGAGAUUUGCAGCUGUAGGUCUGAUGGAUCUCAGGAGAAUAUCACACCUACUGGCACCAGCGGUACUCCACUCACACCGUCAUCUCUAAAAACACACCGCUCUUUCUCGGGUCUAUUUUUCACGGAAUAUUUCUACAGUAAACUCCCUUUUAUUAAAUCUUUUUUUUUGUGCUUGAUUUUCACUUCUAGUGCUUCGUUUUGAGGAUAAACUGUACUGAUUUGUAUUUAUUUGUGUUUGUAUUACUGAUGCUCAGUGACUGACAACUUGGAAUCAGUUUGAGGUGUCUCUUCAAGUCUUGUGAAAGGCCCAGUGGAAAGGAAACAGUUUGAGGUGUCUCUUCAAGUCUUGUGAAAGGCCCAGUGGAAAGG
This is a messenger RNA of Salvelinus sp. IW2-2015, 1279 nucleotides long. Its product is annotated as proline-rich protein 5. Gene Ontology annotation, cellular component: TORC2 complex. Gene Ontology annotation, biological process: TORC2 signaling. Lineage: Eukaryota; Metazoa; Chordata; Actinopteri; Salmoniformes; Salmonidae. The record is from RefSeq and is a predicted model, not a curated record.